This is a messenger RNA of Lytechinus variegatus (green sea urchin), 752 nucleotides long. RefSeq names its product follistatin-related protein 3-like. The coding region runs from base 100 to 324 and encodes 74 amino acids. The record is from RefSeq and is a predicted model, not a curated record. Lineage: Eukaryota; Metazoa; Echinodermata; Echinoidea; Temnopleuroida; Toxopneustidae. The transcript is spliced from 3 exons. Gene Ontology annotation, molecular function: protein binding.
GGUGGAGAUGAUGAUGGUGGAGAUGAUGAUUAUGGCGGUGAUGACGAUGAUGAUGGAGGUGAUUGUAUUGCAUUGGGAGGUGGUCCUGGAUGUGGUGCAAUGCAAGCUGGUGAUGUUAACUCCCCAGAUGCUGUAAUGAGCUCACCCUGUUCUGAAUGUCCUCUCUUCAUCUCUCGUACUGAUGCCGUUUGCGGAUCGGACGGAGUCACAUACGAUAACCUAUGCGAAUUACGUCAUGCUGCGUGCCAACUGGGAGACCAAUCAAUUCGAGUCGCCAGUGAAGGCAUUUGUGCAGCGAGUCUUGUUCAAGCUGUUGCUCCUUAAUCCAAUCAUCUCUGAUGAACAUGUUUGUGAUUGACGAUCCAAUCUGAGGACACAAAACUGGAGGUACUUGAAAUUCCUUGAAGUUGGAUCUGUAAUGUUGGCGUGAAAACAUUGGCUGAUGACGUUUGAAGGAAACCGAAGCUGUGUAUUUCUUAAUGUUAUAGUAUUUAAUCAUGUUUUAUUGUUAUUUAUGGUAAACUAUACCUCCUUUGUGUAUAUCAUCUAAUGUCAUAUUUUAUAGUAUUCUAAUUUAAGUUCAUUAAUGCAAAUUCGGAUGUCAAGAGUACUUUUCAGCUAUCACGUCUUGUGAUGCGAUACUCAUUUUACAAAUACAUUGCAUACUAUUUGCUGUUUUGUAAAGCGUUCUUCUGUGUGACAUUUCAUGUGAAAUACAUGUACAAUAAUCAAAAUACAUGUGCUUUUAAAUA